AUGAUCCUAUUAUGCCAGGUGUCUUGGUGCCCGCAGUCUUGCCAGAUGACUCGAUGCCCGCUCUUCCACCAGAUGACUCGAUGCCCACUGUUCCACCAGAUGACGUCUUGCCAGAUGACUCGGUGCCCGCGGCCUUGCCAGAUGACUUGGUGCCCGCAGUCUUGCCAGACGAUCCAAUGCCUGAUGACCCAGUGCCCGCUGUCAUGCCUGGUGACCCGAUGCCCACUGUCGUGCCAGUUGACUCAGAACCAGCUGUCAUGCCUGGUGACUUGGUGCCCACUGCCUUGCCAGAUGAUUCGGUGCCCGCGGUCGAGCAAGACGAUCCAAUGUCUGAUGACCCGG
Staurois parvus is the source of this 342-nucleotide messenger RNA. NCBI's taxonomy places the organism in Eukaryota, Metazoa, Chordata, Amphibia, Anura, Ranidae. The record is from the annotation of a GenBank genome assembly.